Messenger RNA from Mycena citricolor, 350 nucleotides. The record is from the annotation of a GenBank genome assembly. Lineage: Eukaryota; Fungi; Basidiomycota; Agaricomycetes; Agaricales; Mycenaceae.
GGCGGACAAUCUCAGGUUGCCAGAGCAUUGGGAGAUAUACCCGUCGAAGGUCAGGUCGCCGAGGAUGAGCACAAUCAGGCUCCGGUCGAACAGCUGGCUGUGCCGGGGUGUAUGCUCAUCACUUUCAGGACGAACCCUCGGCAAAUCGUGCAAGUCGACAGCGCCGGUCACGAUAACGUUACGGAAACACAGAUCCAUGUGCUCGUUGUCUGUGGAGACGAUGGGCGACGCAGAUGCCGCUGCUUGGCUGGGAUGCGCAGUGAUUGCGCGCAAGAUUCGCACUGGCACGGUCCCGUCGGACAGGACUUCUCUCAUUCGUCCAGAUUUAGAGGGCGCGGGCCGGACUGAGC